CCCGUCGCAACGUCCUCUGUUGUUUGCCCUGGAAGCGAUGGUCAGACAAUCAUCACAAGCGCAAGAACAUUCCUCGUUGAAUGUGGUAUCGACCGCAGUGGCAAUGACAUGGCCAACUCGCCCGUGUACCCUGGCUCGUACGAGGCCUGUAUCGCUGCUUGCGCUGGACGCGAUGGCUGCAUGGACGUUUCUUACUUAUCCAACGGGCCUUGCUACCUGAAGAGCAGCGCUGGCACGGCCAACCAGAACGCCAACAUCAUUGGUGGAAGGUUGAUCAAUGGCCCCUCGAGCUCCGCUGCUGCGGCUUCGUCCUCGGCUGCGGCUUCAUCGCCAGCUGUCACAUCGGGAACUGGUACGCCAGUGCAGACCGUAACUGUUACGACUACAAUCAGCGGCGCGACACUCGGCUGCCCAUCAUCCGAUGGUUCGAAAUACACAAGCAACUGUGGAGCUACAUAUGCUAUUGAGUGCUACUCCGACCGCUAUGGUGAUGAUAUUACUGGAGGUACAUCAUAUACUAACACACUCAACGAGUGUAUCGCGGACUGCGACAACACUAAUAGCUGUAUUGAUGUGUCAUACAUUCCGGGAUCUCCCGGCCCUUGCUACAAGAAGAGCAGUAUCGCUGAAAUCCGCCAGAACGACAACGUCUUCGGUGCUCGCCAACUCACGGAGUGCACAGCGUCCACCAAGCUCAAGCUUCAUCGUAAGCGUGUUGUCCGCGCACCAACAGUACCGAAGAAGAAGAUUCAGAAGCGUGGAGUAUACGGCCCCGACUUCACGUUUACCCAGGAAGUCACCACAACGACCCAGACUACUACUUCUACCUCUGUUUACUACACCACUGUCACCGCGAUACCUGCCAACGUCGUUACUACCACCAGCACUGUGUACACCACUGCUGCUGCGACCGCUACCGUCACUAACGACGCUACGGUCACGCAGACUCAGCAGACCACUGUCACCACAUGCCCUGCUGUCAUCAUGCGUGCAGUCCUAUAA
Messenger RNA from Macroventuria anomochaeta, 1002 nucleotides. RefSeq lists its product as uncharacterized. The transcript has 4 exons. The annotation marks the transcript as partial. Lineage: Eukaryota; Fungi; Ascomycota; Dothideomycetes; Pleosporales; Didymellaceae. The record is from RefSeq and is a predicted model, not a curated record.